AUGAUUGACUGGGUGAUUUGGAGCCCCUCGGAUCUCACCGUCAAGUCGCUGCAUGACAUUUUAGCGCUUCGAGCCGAUGUGUUUGUAGUGGAACAAGAAAGCCCCUACUUGGAUAUUGAUGGUCUGGAUAUCACUGAGGGAACCGUUCAUUUGGCCGCGUUCGAUAAGGAUAGGAUAGUUGCCUACAGCCGUUUGGUUGAGAAUUCCACAAACGGUCGUGCAGUCGCCCGAGUUGGCCGAGUGGUGGUGCACAAAGAUUACAGAGGGGGCCUGGGGAGCGAGCUUUUGGAUCGCUCGAUACAAAUAUGCAAGGAAAAAUGGCCUGAACACGACAUUGUCUUAUCGGCUCAAGAACAUCUGCAAGGGUUCUAUGCCAAAAAAGGGUUUGUUGCAGAGGGGUGUACGUAUCUAGACGCUGGGGUUCCGCAUGUUGAAAUGAUUGCUAAAUGCGAAUAA
This is a messenger RNA of Wickerhamiella sorbophila, 456 nucleotides long. Its product is annotated as Protein ElaA. The record is from RefSeq and is a predicted model, not a curated record. NCBI's taxonomy places the organism in Eukaryota, Fungi, Ascomycota, Dipodascomycetes, Dipodascales, Trichomonascaceae. The transcript has a single exon. Gene Ontology annotation, molecular function: acyltransferase activity, transferring groups other than amino-acyl groups. Bases 1 to 456 code for a protein of 151 amino acids.